GUAAAGGACUGCAAUUAGUGUUCUUUUCGUUUCGAAAAAUUUGACACAGGACAAUCUCGCAAUCAAAACAUAGUUGGUAGCAUCCACAACUACAUGACAUAGACAUUCAUAAACACUAAAACAUCAUGUUCUUCAUCAUCCAGCACAUGUUCACGGCCACGACGACCACAUAGAAAUAUAAUCUUCUGCGUACCUCCACGUGGAAAACAUGCCUUCAACAAGCCCCUCGGUUAGAUCUUCUUCUCUGUCGGACUUCAACUUGGUGAACAUGGAGGAGCCAGUGCAGGAUGGGAAGGGCGCGGACUCUCCUCAUGAAGGAAAAGCCGCAGCUGAGGACGAUGUCAUGGAGGUUCAAGUUGAUGUUGAAGGCGAAGGUGAACAAGAGGAGAACCUGGCAGGUGGUGAAGGUUCUAGCUCUAGUUGUAGUUCUAGCUCUUCCGCAUUUAAGGAAGAUGUUGAUGCCUCAAAUGCACCAUACGCGUCGACCCCCUCGCAAGGCGCCUACCCUAACACCUCUACUUCAGCACUAACCGGUGGUGGUUCUGCAUCGUCCUCGUCCUCAUCUUCAGCGAGGACGCCUACGUCCUCUCAUAGCGGCAAAAAUACACCUACAUCAUCUACUGGCGGAGGGCCGUCCUCUAGUGCGAGUUCUAGUAGUACCACUACUGCAAUCCGGAAGCCCUGGGAGUACCCGCUAUCAAAGACAGAAAAGGAGUCUCUCAUAGGAUUGGCGUAUAAAAGCGAAAUACAGAUAGCGAAUGAGGAGAAGAGGAUGGAUGAAAAUAUGGUACUAAAUAUGGUACUAUAGCUUGUUCUUUAGUUACGUUGCAUCAUUACAAAAUGCGCCUUUAGCGGUAGCCAACAUGAUAGUCUCCAGGAUGUACAUCAAAGUAAAUUUUCUACUACAAGAACAAACACAUCGUAGAUCGAAACGUUAACGCAAAUGAACGAGCGGCUGACGCAAGAGCUGGAGCAUGAAAAACGAGUGGGCAAAAGACGACAUUUUAGACUGUCUUUUGGCGAGCAAUUGGAUGAUCAUGAAAGCGCUUUAGAGCUCGAAAAAGCGUAUGAACAUUUAGACAUGUUCAAAGGCGCUGGAGGGGGAUCUCGUAGCAGUUCGAAAAAAUCGGGUGACAAAGAGGAUGAGAAGGAAGGUGAAGGUGGAAGUGAAACCAGCGGUAACAACAACGGGAAUACGAAUAGUGUUAUGGCUAUAAACAGUUUCUACAGUUCUUAGUCACCGCUCUCCUUGUUCUACAACCUGUUCUACCUGUUCGUGAAUGUGACACUGCAACUUCAAAUCUUGUUAGCGUUUUCUAAACUUCCAGACGAAGGAGACGGUAGCUGGACUGUGCUGCCAAGAGACGACCAAACAGCAUCAAAGAAGCGAGCUCGACCAGCAGAAGGAGAGGCUAGUAAUCUUAGUAUAGAUUCCGAUGGUAGUACAACUAGUACGAUACUCAAGAUAAAUAAGAGAACUACUUCUGGUACAACUGGUACUGCUACUGGUGCUGGAUGCGAAGAUGCAGGUGUAGUAGUAGUUCCAAAAGUAGCCCUCUACGUUUUCGGAGGGUUGUUUGUAGCUCUCCUACUACUACUGGGAGCAACGGCAUCAGUGCUUUUGUCGCGGAACGCAUCAUCUGCAGAACCUCCGAGGACUGAACCUGGCAGUGGUGUGGUUGCAACCUCAGAGUCGAAAGCUUCCAGUGGUACAACAGCCUUGUUAUCUUCUGGUGCGAGCAAAGGUCCUCGGGCACAAGAAGGGAAACCACCAUCCUCUUCAUCUAGUCCUAGCGUUCCAAGCGGUACUGCCUCCAAAGCUGCUAAAGAUCAACAACUGGAGAAAGCAACAUCAGAUGAAGAUGAGAAUCUUGAGUCUACUAACAAACAAGCGAAAACUAAAGAACGGACAACGUCAACAGGAACGCCACUUCCACCAAGGUUAAUCACAUCCAAUACUGGCGGACAAGGACAAAUGACACUCGACGGCGCAGAUUACCAGACGCUGCAGCACAAAUUGAAGACAAUACGUGGGGCUUCUUCGGUACUGGAUUCAGCGACUGGGGCGAGUCAACACUACGUCUUCGAAGGCACUAUCGCACAGGAGUUGGACAGAGCCCUCACCUUUUUCGGUCGUGGGGAGUGCGAUAAGAGUGCCGACCGCUUGUAUCAGUUGCUGCAUAGUAACCUGACGGACACGGUUUGGCGACCAAAAGUUUUGAGGGUACCUACCACUGGCUAUUUAUUCAUGAUCCAUCCCUUACGUCCUCGAAAACUGAAGAUAACCGAGGUAGGCACUGAAAUAAGGGAGGCAGCUUUGACAGGGCUACUCUUCCUUGUUCAGUAUCUCGCUGAUUUUAUGAGAAUUCAAAUAUUCACAGGAUCUAUAAUCUUAGAAGGUAAGGGUAUGCGUGCGUGAUUAUCUCGUGAGUUCGUGACUAGUGAUUGUGAUUAAAUUUCUUUCGUGAUUGUGAAAACCGCAUAGAGCACUGUAGCACGUGCACCACCCCCAGCUAUGUCAAUGAUCAUUAUUUGGCACGCUCAGUCCCCUCCUGGUGCAGGGCUUCGCUUCCCUGUUGGAGGCGAUUGGAGUUAUUUAGGGCCCUUACUCUGCUCAAAUAAUUAUAAUUGGUUUUAGCAACGUUCUAUAGUGGUAGUCUGGACCUAGGUGAUGUUGAUGUUUAAGGGAGAAGUAUCCCUUCCCCUUCACUAAAGUGAACCGAGUUUAGCUUUUGGGGCUAGCUCGAAAACAUUCGUGCCAAACGAUUUAGGUGCUUCAGGAUGUUAUCAGAUGUGAAGAAAAACAAUCUAUCUACCUCUGCUGCUGCGAUGUGUGUUCAGGGUUUGAAUGGAUCAGAAGGAGAUUUGAAUUUACUUUAAUCUUAGGCUGGCUAGGUUUGGAAGAUUAAAGUAGUUACUCGCUUAUUUCAGUUUAUCGAAUAGCUUUCGUAGUACUUAUUUCAUCUCAAUUGUCAUCAAGGCUUCACCAUUAUGACCUUCUUCGGUCGUCAUGUAUAGGUUAAGGAUGGUGUAUUAGCUUUACUUACAGUUGUCCUUCAUCUCCUUGUUUUGACGAGAGCGAGUGUCUCGAUGCUAUCCACUGAUGAUCAUAGCUAAAAAUAGAAACUCUAUCUCUACCCAACACUCUACCCAAAUAUACAGAACUACGGCUACACCCUUUUCUGCUCCGACCCACCGCGAAAACCGGAAGCUUUAGAGGCUUUUGACGUUGCCUAUCGGAUACAAGAACAGCACCCAAGGUGGACGUGGAAUCUCAUAGGAUAUAUCGCGGCUUCCUACGGAGACACUCAAAAUGCAUUGGCGGCUUUUGUUAUGCUGAGAAUCAUUAUUAUUAUUGGUCACUACUGAAUUAUUAUUACUAUUAUUUUGUUUUGUUAUUGUUUUUGGUCACUACUUCUACUGAAACUCAACAUCUAAUUUACUACUUCUACUGAAACUCAACUCAACUACAUCUAAUUUAUACUUCAUGAUAGAUCUUCAUUUAAGUGGUAGAUGUGACACAGAGGACACGUAUUAAAAAGCACAAGUCAUCAAUGAUCCCAAGAUAGAAGUUCAUCUUCAUGUUGAUAAGCUUUAUUUCUCGAAUCUCAACAACGGGUUAAACGUGGACAGAGCAGCGAUUAGUAAGGAGCUAACCGAGCGGGACCAGGGAAGCCUUAUGCUCCUCAACAACUUCGUGGGGGCGACGGUAUUUGUAGAAAAGAAGUUGUUUUCAGAGAUUCUUCUAGUUCCAGUGUGAGUACUUACUUAUGUUGGGGUUUUGCUAUAUAAGUACUUAAGUAGACGACCUUAGCAUCGAUUCAUCCUGCGUGUAGGUGCUAUAAUAUGCCUAUUAGGGAUGCACAGAAUAGCAAACGGGUUAUGUUGCAUGAAUUCGUGAGUCAACCCUCCCGCCCAUGGUUUUCGUUUUUGUCCUACGACUUCCUAAAAAAAGUAAAAGUGAUCCUUUCAUCUCACAUCAUGCAAUAGGUCCUCCGCGCUCGCGAGUUGGAAAACGAAGGACGCGAACGCACACUGUUUCUAGGAGUUUCAUUAAGGCUCAGCUUUCAAUGGUCAUUGGGGUUGGUCACUGAGAUCGAAGAGGCGACCCCUUGAGAGAACAGGGGAAAAGGAAGGGAAAGGGGAGAGCUUUGAAGGGGGUCCCUUCCGUUCAGAGUCAGUGACCCUUGAAUGCUGAGCUUUAAUUUCAGCAGUGAACGAGCUGGAUUCGUUGAGCGGCAACGAGCCGUUGUUUGGCGCUACCAUCCUGUCAUUCGAAAAGCUGAUAAAAAUUAAGGCUUACCGUAAUUCAUUUUGAGAAGCAUCUCUCUCUGGCCCCUUUUUCCAGGGGGAAACAGGUUUGCAAGAUGGAUAUCUGUAUAAGAUGAACAAUAUCUGUAAGUUCUAAAAAAACCGGAGAGUGGUUUGAUCCUCAGCUGGCGGUUUUCUACGAUUGGGAAGAGUACUGAGGAAAAGAGCAUUAAUGAAUAGAUAUGAAUCCCCCCGUGAGUUCUUAGAAAAUCCAACAUGAAAUGAAGGAAAUCUUUAUGUAUUUUUCAUAGCUAGACCUCGUUCCUUCUACUUAAAACAAUAGAUAAUUGGUGGAGUACGAGAUUUUAAGCAUAAGAAUGCAAGAAUAGCUUCCGGGAAUACCUCCAUUCUAAAAUUUUGACUAGAACCCUUGUAUAAGCUUACCAUUGGCUAAUCUUGAAAAUGUCUAUCAUCUAUUGUCUGCUAACAACGCGAACACCGCAUCAAUGUCAUGCUGUGUCUAAUUCUAUCCUUGACUGUCACUGUCUCUGUCGAAGUUCUCUCGUUCACACACACUAAAGAACCGUUGACCUUGUGUCUACGAGUAAUUUCUCUUCAUUUAUGAAAAGCAAGUUACAGCUGAUCCAUUGAGAUGCUCACGAUCAUGUCAUACGAUUUGAAGGGCAACAAGGAUCGAUCAUGCCUGCGACGUUGAUGAUAUUAUCAUGGAUGCCAAUGAUGUUUUUUUUUGGUGUAUACUUGUGCUUGUCCUCUGCGCUGUACGUCCUUCUCUCUCGUCCUACGAUGUAAGAAACUAGUGCUGUCAGUAGCACCACGCCAACUUGCUAUAGUAAAUGAGG
Amoebophrya sp. A25 is the source of this 5111-nucleotide messenger RNA. The record is from the annotation of a GenBank genome assembly. Lineage: Eukaryota; Dinophyceae; Syndiniales; Amoebophryaceae.